GUCCUCACCGGUCACGGAGCUUGCCGUCACUUUCCCAAUCGGAGCUCUCUCUCCUCCCAAAUCCCAAACAGAUCAAACGGAGGAAGAAGGACGGGACGACUUCGUCUCCCCCAGCAGACAGCUCCCGCCUUGGCAGCUCCGCAGGCCGGCCGUGCUGCCCAUACCCACUCCUCUCUCCCCCGUCCCGCCCCGUCUCACUCCGUGCUUCUCUCGCUCGUUCGCCUGAAGCUGGUCGGUCUCCCCCCACCGCGCCGGCGAGAUGGAGCUGAAGCCCGGCAUGUCGGCCCUCGUCACCGGCGGCGCCUCCGGCAUCGGGAAAGCGCUCUGCAUCGCUUUUGCACAAAAGGGUUUAUUUGUGACGGUGGUCGACUUCUCUGAACAAAAUGGAAGAGAAGUCACUUCGCUAGUUCAAAAGGAGAACAGAAAGUUUCAUGGAGAUCUUGGAGUACCGUCUGCCAUAUUCGUCAAGUGUGAUGUUUCUAUUGAAGGUGAUCUAGCUGCUGCUUUUGCGAAACAUGUAGACACAUAUGGUGGACUAGAUAUCUGCAUCAAUUGUGCUGGAAUUGCCAACAAAACAUUAGUUUAUUAUGAUACAUCUGACGGAACUAGGACAUGGAGGCAUGCCAUAAAUGUGAACUUUGUCGCUGUUAUUGAUGGUACUCGCAUUGCAAGUCAAAUAAUGCGAUCCCGGAAGAAGCCUGGUGUCAUAAUCAAUAUUGGUUCAGCUGCGGGCCUUUAUCCCAUGUUCGCCGAUCCCAUAUAUACUGGGACAAAAGGUGGUGUUGUUAUGUUUACUCGAUCACUUGCUCCAUUGAAACGCCAUGGUGUUCGUGUCAACGUGCUCUGCCCUGAGUUUGUUCAAACUAAUAUGGCUGAGCAAAUAAAUCAAAAAAUAGUACAUGCAACUGGUGGAUUUUUGAAGAUGGAGGAAGUUGUUAAUGGCGCAUUUGAACUUAUAAAAGAUGAGAGCAAAGCUGGUGCUUGCCUUUGGAUAACUAAGCGGAGAGGGAUGGAAUAUUGGCCAUCAGCAGAGGAACAAAGAAAAUAUCUGUUGAAUUAUACCAAGUCAAAAAGAACAGUAACAAAGAAUGUAUUUCCUAGCAUCCAAACACCUGAGUUUUAUGAGAAGAUAGUUGUUCACACACUCAGCCAUAAUUUCCGCAAUGCUACAAGACUUGAUCGUGUGCGAUUGAGAUUGCCCAUUGAACCACAAAGUGCGCUAGUUAAAAUAAUAUACGCUGGUGUAAAUGCUAGUGAUGUAA
Triticum urartu is the source of this 1262-nucleotide messenger RNA. NCBI's taxonomy places the organism in Eukaryota, Viridiplantae, Streptophyta, Magnoliopsida, Poales, Poaceae. The record is from RefSeq and is a predicted model, not a curated record.